This is a messenger RNA of Gamsiella multidivaricata, 1813 nucleotides long. RefSeq lists its product as uncharacterized. Bases 206 to 1633 code for a protein of 475 amino acids. The transcript has a single exon. Lineage: Eukaryota; Fungi; Mortierellomycota; Mortierellomycetes; Mortierellales; Mortierellaceae. The record is from RefSeq and is a predicted model, not a curated record.
AUAACGAUCGAACCGUCGGUCUCAUUCCUCUCCUUAACAUCGUCGUCCACCGCACUUUCUAUCUUCCAUUUGUUCUGUCGUUUCGCCUCUUUCUCCGCACCCGUCUGGUUCCUGGCUGUUUAUUUUUACUUGUGAAACAUGCCUAAAUGUGCUGUUUUCAUUGAACGCGCUUAAUGACUUCAUCCCACAUCCCUCAUUAACUUUAAUGCGGUCCGUGAAUCUGUUCGUCCACCCCAAUUUCCUCCUCAACGACAACUCCAAUUCGUGUCACCGCACACAAAAGAACAUUCAGCGCGUAAACACACAGACACCCCUAGACACGUUUAUACGCUGUACAGCAAACACCAUGCGCCUCUUCGCAUCCCGCAGACGAGAUGUGUCCCAGGCCACAUCCACCACAUUCUCCUGCGCAUCAUCAUCAGCAUCUUCAAAAGUAUCUUCGUCUUCACUGCCAUCAUCAACACGCUCCCCCUCCUCUUCCCUGACCUGGUCCCUCUGCACCCUCAUCAUCCUCAAUUCAUUCCUCACCUUCCUCUCACCCUCCACCGGCGGCGGUCUUGCCCACGCAGCACUCGACCCGGGCUUCUGUGGAGACUGCCAAACCUUCUCGAACGCCAUCGGAGUCUGCGGAGGAUCCUUCGGGGCUGCAGACAUCGAAAUCAACGGCGAAUACGUUCUCCAGCAGCAGUAUUCUAAAUGUAUCUGCACAGAGGUUAUGCAGAAGGUUCUCUGGACCUGCGCCAAGUGUGAGCUCUUGGCAGGUCAUCAGUCCAAGGCUCCACCACCGCAAAAGUAUCAGACCCAAUGCAUUGCUUGGGGUAUGACAGUUCAGGAGUGGAAGACACCGUACACGGGGGUUGUCGCCCCCGGCACUCAGACGGACGUGACAGGAGCUGGUGGAUCGAGUACUCCUGUACCACCAGCAACGACCACGACUGCGCCAACUGCGGGAAAGCCCAGUACCGGAGGUCCUUCGACCACAGUCGGAAGUGGAGGUCAGAACCCCCCCUCGACGACUGAUCCUAAUGCACCCAGCUCGUCCUCAGAUAACUCUGUCUCAGGCCCCGAUUCGACGACAGAGACGAAUUCAGGUCCCAAUGGCACUGCAAUCGGCAUCUCUGUCGGAAUCAUCGGUGUCGCCGUCGUAGCCGGUGUGGUGGCCGUCGUGAUGAUGAAGCGCCGUCGCCGUCGCCGCACGCCUUUGGAUCUGGACUCCUUGCCUGCAGAGGCUAGCUUUGUCGCCCUGGAGGAUAAGUGGGAAAAGCCCCACCACCACUCUGGCUCGCCUCCUUUGCCACCAGCACCUAUUGCUAGUGCUGCGCCUGUAGUCGGACGCGGCGGUCGUGGUGGGUACCAAAUGGAGGGUAGUGUUGUUGGAGGAUAUGACCCACAGUACGAUGGAGGGUAUGGUCAAUAUGGACACGGGGGACAUGGUGGAUAUGACGGAUAUGGCGGCAGUGUACAUGGACAGUACAUGAACCAGUAUGAUGACCAGUAUGUGGGAUACCAUCCAAGCCAUCAGCAGGAGGCCUACCAGAUGCAUGACUACGGCUACGAACAUAAUAAUCAAGGCCCCAAUGCGCAGUAUCAUCCCGGUGGACUUGCGAAAGGCGACAAAGGCGCGUACCUGUGAACAUGGUAGAUGUUCUUGAGGCAACAUACAUGCAACCAUUCCGACACUCAUCACUCAGCAUAGAUGCAAUUUAGUUCGUAAUAACCUCCUCCCCUACAUUAAAAAGUUUUAUCAUUUCUGUGUCAUGUCAAAGCUCAUCAACUCUCGCUAAUGCAUCCGCAGUUCUUUGUUGCCGUAGUC